This is a messenger RNA of Monoraphidium neglectum, 1055 nucleotides long. RefSeq lists its product as hypothetical. Lineage: Eukaryota; Viridiplantae; Chlorophyta; Chlorophyceae; Sphaeropleales; Selenastraceae. The transcript has 3 exons. The annotation marks the transcript as partial. The record is from RefSeq and is a predicted model, not a curated record.
AUGCGGCCGAGGCACCGAGCAUAUCGCAGCGGCUCCAGCGGCGGCAGCAGCCUCGUAGUAGCCAGCAGCCUCGCCUAUGGCGUUGGCGGCCUCGCACUCGCAGCGGCGGGCGUGGGCGCCGUCCUGGCGUACACAGCAUUGGUAAACAAGCCACGCCGCAGGACCGGGCUUUCUCGGGAGCAAUGGGAGGCGGCCGUGACAGAGGACGGCGCCAUUGUUGGCUUUGAAGCCCUUGUGCACGAGAUUUCGCAGCGGGGGCUAGAGCCCGAGCUGCGGUCGGAAGUGUGGCCCUUCUUGCUGGGCCUGUUCACCCCCGAGUCCUCGUAUGAGGAGCGGCGGCGCCAGCACGCCCUGAUGGUGCAGCAGCACCAGCAGCUGCUGCUGCAGUGCCAGGCGCUCGAGGCCGCGCUGCGCGACUGCGUGCGCGCGCGCGACGCGGGCGACGCCGCGGCCGCGGCGCUCGACGGCGGCGCCCCACAGCAGCAGCAGCAAGCAGCCAACGGAUCGGCGAGCCCCCAGCAGCAGCAGCAGCAGCAGCAGCAGCAGCAGCAGCUGUCGCCGGAGAAGCCGAAUGGGGGAGGCGGCGGCGCGGGGGCGCCGCCCUUCGAGCUGCCGGCGCAGGUGGUGCAGUUUGCUGAGGCGCACCGCAUCAUCGUCAUUGACGCGGUGCGCACAGACUUCCGCAAGCACUCUGUUGCGGGCGUCUACAGCAGCGCUGCGGCCACCCACACCACGCACGCGGCGGCGGCGGCGGCCGCCCUGGCGGGCGUGGACGGCGGUGCGGGCGCAGCGCCCGAGGCAGGCGGCGGCACGCUGUUCGGCAGGGCGCCUGCGGUCGACCCGCUCGUUUUCAGCUGGGUCAGUGGCUGGCUUGGGAGCCACCCAGGCGGCGUGUGGGGCGCGGCCGCGCCGCGGCUGUGGGUCAGCGAGAUCGCGCAGACGGUGCUGGACAGCAGCGGCCACCUGGGCGAGGAGGGGCGGCGGCAGGCGGCGCGGCUGGUGGCGCUGCUGUCGGCGUACGCUGUGUUUGACCCUGACACGGGCUACUGCCAGGG